AUGCCUCUUGUUACCUGUUUGGGACGCCAGACUAAAGCCCCAUCACCGGCCGACUAUGUUCGCACUGACGCAUCCAAGGACCAAGGGGCUACCGAAUCUGAUGUCGAUGACAACCAGGCCUCUAAAUGUACUACGCAAAAGACUCGCUCUCAUGCUGGCCCAAAGUCUAUCAUGGGUGUCCAAACCAAAGACCAUCCGCAUCCUCGACCCAAGGCUCGUCCCCUUCCAAGGUCCAAACAUUCUGGUCACCUGACAUCAUCUGCUGAGGAUGAAAUUUUUUUCUCUAACUUCACCAGAUGUUCGUCACUUAGCAGGAAGAAGUCCAGUGACGUGAAUGAGGCUCCCGAGGUCCAGUUGGCUGAUGGUAGUGUGCUGAUGCAGGCUGAGUUCUCAGCCAAUGGGUCCACCAAUGGUGCAGAUGACAAUGAGUCAUCAGCUGGUCCCGGGGAACAUAGUACCGUAUCUGGCAAUAAUGAUGAUGCUAAUGAGAAUUCAGUUACAAACGGCAGAGAGCAAAAUGCAAUUCCAUCCGAUGGCGAGUGCCGUGGUGCUGCAGCAACGAACAAAAGGGGGAUGAAUGCUGUUUCGUCCGACGGUGAAUGCGGUAGCGCUGCAGCGACGAACGAAAGGGAGAGAGAUGCAGUUCCCUCUGACGGUGAAGGUGAUGGUGCUGCACUCACAAGCGAACAGGAGAAGACUCCAGUUGCAUCCAUGACUGUUCGCCCGCGUAGAUCUGGUGCCCAUAAAUCCUAUGCUCCUGACCAUGAGAGCAAACCCGCAGAGAGCUCUGACAGCGACUGGGCAACAGUUGAAGGGAAGCGAAGGGAAGCAGAACGCGCUGCAGAUCCCGCGAGGCCAUUCACGAAGACUGCAGUUGCAUUCAUGACUAGCGAACCCGCAGAGAGCUCUGACUCUGACAGUGACUGGGCAACAGUUGAAGAGAAGCAAAGGGAAGCAGAACACGCUGCAGAUCCCGCAAGGCCAGAAAAGCAGAAGGGACCAGCGGCGGCAGCCGACCACGGUUACGAUGCCGAGGGCUGUGAUGAAGAAGACCCAUCUGAAGAUGAGGAUGGAAUCACACAUAAAUCAGGAAGACUAUCCAAAGAAGGUGUUUUGAAAGCGGAAGAAUUUGGCAAGAGGGUUAUGGCCGAAGCAACUGCAAUCGGAAAAGAGUUUGGGAAACAUCGGAGGGUGAUUCUUAUUGAGGUGGGACUGGCGACAAAGGCAACUCGCAAGGAGUCUCCCUGGAACCAGCAUCAAGCCUGGUUCCGGACUUUACUACACCCAUCCAAAGAACUGAACUUGGCAUCAUGGAAAGUCAAGCAGAAGGCGCACUAUUAUACCCACUUGUACAAAGACCCUGAUCAUGAACCCCUAUGGAAUAAAAUCCGACGCCAUUGGGAUAGUGUGGUUGCCAGCCCUGAGGAUCUAUCAUCACGUGAGUCAUCCAGUCUCAUGACAGCAGUUCAUGAAGUGUUUGCGAAAUCGGCUUCAUAUUGGUACUGCACCCACGGAAUUCAUAUAGCUGGUAUCACCAUUUAUCCAGGAGAUGAGGAAUCUGGCCACCAGGCCUCUGGCCUUUUUGCGGGGUCCAAUAUGGUGAAGGCUCUCAUUGACGCUCGACAAGUAGAUGUAAAGCGGUUGAUAGACGAGUUCACUACAAUCCUUAAAUACAAUGACUUGGAGGCUGCGCAAGCAGAAGGCAAGGGUUUCAGUUUUCUCCCCCCGCCUGUCGCAGUCCCCAAUGCUACCCUCUUGCAGAACGGCCAAUCCGACAGGGAUAGAAAUCGCAUGGUGGCACCUCCCAUCAUUAGUGAAGCAUUUGUUGCUGCUGGUCACCCCUUCAAAACAUCGAACAGCAGGUGGACCAAGAUGCUUGACAUCCUUUACUAUAUGCAACUUUGCAUCCACAACUGGCCAGCAGGAGUUCCACCCCCUGGUCAUGAUUUCGAUCUAAAAUCGCUGUCUGCCAACGAGGACGAGGACGAUGCAGAGAAAGCUGUGUCGACAAAGCGGAAAGGUAAAUCCAAGUCCAAUGAGAAUAGGAGAACCUGGGGCACUGUUGUGGAGGAGCCUGACGUCGUCUUAUCUAUUGAGGAUUGGUCUCCUCUUCAGCGAGCAGACUUGGCCGGAUACUGUGGCGAGGUGAACUUAAUCCCUCUGGUCAUUGCCAUGGAUGGCAUCAUUCUGUGUCGUCUCCAAGACUCAGAGAAAUUUAUUAAGGACCUCCCUCCACACGUUGCUCGCAAAAUGUCCACAACAGUUCGUGAAGAGUCUCCAAACUCAGAUGCAGACGCUGAGCACUUGAACACUGGGGCUUCAUGCACUAUGGGAGCUUCGCAAUCUAACCCAGGAGCUUUGCGCUCUCACUCAGGACCCUCGAGCUCUCACCAGGAAGCUUCGCACUUGCACCCCGCAGUUCUGUGCUCUGACUAUUGGGCUCUGCACCCUGACUAUCGGGCCCCAUGCUCUGACUAUCGGGCUCCAUGCUCUGACUAUCAGGCUCCGCACUCCAACUCUGGGGCUCCGCACUCACAACAUGGGGCUUCACGCUCAAAUCCACCUGUCCCUAUGCACGCUAACUAUGAUGAACUUCUGGACUAUGAUCUUCCACCAUGA
Messenger RNA from Suillus paluster, 2619 nucleotides. RefSeq lists its product as uncharacterized. The record is from RefSeq and is a predicted model, not a curated record. Bases 1 to 2619 code for a protein of 872 amino acids. The transcript has 17 exons. Lineage: Eukaryota; Fungi; Basidiomycota; Agaricomycetes; Boletales; Suillaceae.